AUGCGGAAAGUCAGGAAAGUGGAGCAGCAGCGGGAGGGCGAAAGAAGAACGGAGGGAAACAUCAGGACCAAGGCGGUGCUCGACGUCGAGACGAAAAGGGGAUACUGGUUGACCGUUUACGCCCAGGAUCACGGUGUGGUUCCGCUCAGCUCGAGUCUGCAAGUCUACGUCGAAGUGCUGGACGAGAACGAUAACACGCCGCUGACCGAGCUUCCGGUUUACUAUCCAUCCGUGCCGGAGAACUCGCUCGCCAGCGUGAGCGUCCUGCAGAUCCGCGCCUUUGAUCGCGAUGUCUCGCCCCAGCAAUUCGUCUUCACCAUCAGCAGCGGCAAUCCGGAGGGUUAUUUUCUCAUCAACUCCACCACCGGUCUCAUCACUACCAGUGGCAGAAAGCUCGAUCGCGAGAAUCAAGCGGAGCACGUGUUGGAGGUGACAGUGAGGGAUAACGGCAGACCGCCCUUGUCGUCGACUACGAGGGUCGUCAUCGAGGUAGCGGACGCUAACGACUUCGGCCCUGAAUUCGAGCAGAAGUUCUACACGGUCCAGAUUCCGGCGUCGCCGGCGACCGACAAGCCGCUCUUCCAGAAAUCGAGGAACCGCUCGCGGGAGUUCGACCUUUCGAUCGAUACGUUACUAGAGAACGGGACUUGGGAGACAUUUAGCCCCGACACCUUGUCAGGAGAUCGUAUCUUCAGGGUUCUUGCGUACGACCAAGAUAUCGGUGACAACGGAAGAAUUCAGUAUAGCAUCAAGGCCGGCCGGGGAAAGGGCAAAUUUAAAAUUCAUCCCACUACGGGGAUGGUGUACUCCCAACGUGGAUUCGAGGCUGGCCAAGAAUACGAAAUGAUUAUACGAGCGGCCGAUCACGGCGAGCCGCCGCGUAGUCAUCAGACUCGAAUUUCCGUUCAAGUUGUGGAGGCGCCGAAGGAAUCGGAGAACCCUCCAGUGUUCAAGACAAACAAUCAAAGUGUGGAAGUCACGGAGAGCGACGAGGCAGGCUUUUUAGUCGCCCUCGUGCAAGCCAGCGACAGAGACGGCGAUUCUCUGUGGUACGAUAUUUUAGACGGCGACAAGCGCGACGAGUUCUUCAUCGGUCGUGACAACGGCAACGUACUGCUAGCGAAGAGGCUGGAUUGGGAGACUCAGAACUUUUAUAAUCUCACUAUCGGCGUAACCGACGGCGUGCACACGACGCUGACGCAGCUGCUCGUUACCGUGAUCGACAUCAACGAUCACCGGCCGGAGUUUACCGAGAACACGUAUCGCGUCGACAUCUCGGAGAAUGUCGAGAAGGGCGAGAGAAUCCUGCAGCUGCACGCGACCGACGAGGACGAGGAUAAGAAGGUCUUCUACAGCCUGCACGCGGCGCAGACACAGGCCUCGCUCGAGAUCUUCCACGUGGACUCGGUUUUGGGCUCGAUUACGUUGAACGAGCCGCUCGACCGGGAGACCAUCGAGGAGCACGUGCUGACGGUGAUGGUCAAGGAUCAGGGCACGCCGGCCAAGCGGAACUACGCACGGGUGAUCGUCACCGUGCACGAUCACAACGAUCACGCGCCCGAGUUCAUCAGCGAGAUCAUUCAGGGCAAGGUGUACGAGAGCUCGCCGAUCGGGACGGCGGUGGUACAGGUGUGCGCGAUCGAUCGGGAUCGCGGCGAGAACGCCAGGAUCACCUACUCGAUUACGUCCGGCAACGUCGGCAACGUGUUCACCAUCGAUCCGGAUCUCGGCUUCAUCCGCGUCGCGCGCGACCUCGACCUCAGCGUCUCCUCCGAGUACAUCCUUCUCGUGAAGGCGACCGAUCACGGCUCUCCCGCGCUGGCGAACACCGUGCCGGUGCACGUGAUGGUGACGAUGGCCGACAACGCGCCGCCGCGCUUCGUUCAGAAGGAGCUGUCCGCGGAGAUAUACGAGAACCAACAGCUUGGCACGUACGUGAAGCACGUGGAGGCGCGGAGCACGUCGUCGUUGCAGUUCGAGAUUGUGCGCGGCAAUCGCGACGACACGUUCUUCGUGAAUCCGAGCACCGGCGUGAUUGUCAUCAAGAAUCAGCUGGACUACGAGACGACCAAGUUCUACAAUCUCACGGUGUCGGCCACGAAUAUGGCCGGCGCUUCGGCCACCUGCAACGUCAUCGUCCACGUGCUCGACCGGAAUGACAACGCGCCGCGUUUCCUGCAGGCCCAGUACAGCGGCGAGAUCAGCGAGGGUGCCAGCAUCGGUUCCCUCGUGUUGACCAACACGAGCGCGCCGCUGGUCAUCAAGGCCGAGGACGCGGACUCCGAGUUGAACGCGCUGCUGAAUUACGACAUCGUCGAGGAUCUACCGCGAAAGUACUUCCAUAUAGACUCGAGCACCGGCGCCAUACGCACGGUCAUGUUGCUGGACCACGAGACCAUACCGACGUUCUCGUUUCACGUGAAGGUCUCGGAUUUAGGCAAGCCAAAGCUCUCGUCUGAGACUACGGCAAAGGUGAUAAUAGCCGUGACGGAUGUCAACGAUUGUCCGCCCAAGUUCUCCAAGACUGAUUACAACGUCACGCUUCUGCUGCCGACGUAUAAGAACGUCGCCGUCACUCGGGUGAAUGCCGUAGAUCCUGACAGCUCCGAGGGAGCCGCGUUGAGAUAUGACAUCAUCGAUGGCAAUAAGGCUCACACCUUCGAUAUAGACGCUCAGAGCGGCAUUAUUACGAUCCAUAAUCCAGAGCGCAUGAAGAAGAACUAUCUUCUCCACGUGCGAGUGUCGGACGGCAAGUACUCGAGCGUGGCGCAGGUGAAUGUGAUGGUAGAAAAAUCGGAGAAUUCCGGUUUGAUCUUCCAAAAGGAUGUCUAUGAAGGUGCCAUUCUGGAGAACUCCACGAAGAUUACAACCGUGGUGGUGGUGAACGUUCUCGGUAGUUCAUUGAACGAGCACAUUGUCUUCAGCAUUCUCAAUCCCACCGACAUGUUCGUAAUCGGACCGACGUCCGGCGCGAUCCGGACCAACGGCAUACGAUUCGAUCGAGAGGUGUGCGAUCACUACGAAUUAAUCGUCGAGGCGAAGAGCCACCCGCCGGAUCGGGAGAGGCCCAGGGUGGCUCACGUCAUAGUGAACGUCACUAUACUCGACAUCAACGACAAUUGUCCGAUGUUCGUUAAUCUACCUUACUACGCUGUCGUCUCCGUCGACGCUCAAAAAGGCGACGUCAUUACGAAGGUUCACGCGGUAGACAUGGAUAGCGGCGAUAACGGCGAGGUGAGAUACGAAUUAAAGAAGGGUCACGGGGAGCUUUUCAAGGUGUGCCGGAAAACCGGCGAGAUAUCGUUAAAACAGAAUCUCGAAGGUCACAAUCGCGAGUACCAGCUCACGAUCGCCGCGUACGACGGCGGAAUAACGCCUUGCUCCAUUGAGGUGCCAGUCAACGUGAAGGUGAUAGAUCGCUCGAUGCCGGUAUUUGACAAGCAAUUCUACACGGAUAGCGUGCUCGAGAGUAUAGAAGUGCAUUCACCUCUGGCGUUAUCCAUUCAAGCUGAGUCACCCUUGAAUCGCAAACUCAUAUACAGCAUUACUAAGGGCAAUGAUUUUGAGGAGUUCGCCCUGGACUUCAACACGGCCCCCGACAGUAACAAUGGUCCUUGUGUAAUCUAUGUGGUGGAUGAGCUGGAUUAUGAGCAGAAGAAGCAGUACGAGCUGACCGUACGCGCCACCGACAGCGUGUCAGGCGUUUACGCGGAGGUGCUCGUCAGCAUCCUCGUCCUGGACGUGAACGACUGCCCGCCCGAAUUCACGCAGGACUCCUACAACAUCUCGGUGUCGGAGGCGGCGGUAUUCGGGACUCCCGUUCUGCGAGUGAGCACGCGAGACAAUGACACAGGCAUCAAUCAACAAGUUCGUUACGCUAUUCAAAACGACACCGAGGACAGCACGGACCUCUUCCACAUCGAUCCCGACGAGGGUGUGAUAUUUCUCAAGCGAUCUUUGGAUCACGAGAGUCGCGAGUCCCAUCACUUCACCGUGAUCGCCAUGGACCGCGGCGUGCCGAGUCUUUCGAGCACGGCGCACGUCUGGAUGAGCGUGAUCGAUAUGAACGACAACCCGCCCAAGUUUGAGCAGCCCUCGUACACCUGUUUCCUGUCGGAGCACGCCGAACGCGGCCAAUUCGUGACGGUGGUCACGGCCAGUGAUCCCGAUUACGUCGACGAGAAGCUGACGUACACCAUCGUAGGUGGGAACGAACAGCAGACGUACAACAUCGACCAGUCGACCGGUAUCAUCUCGCUGAUAAAUAUGCAGAACUUCGGCGAGCAGAAGCUCAGCAUGCUCAACGUGUCCGUCACCGACGGCGUCUACACCAGCUUCACCCGCGUCAAAAUCGAGAUCCUGCCCGCGAACAGGCACAAUCCGAAAUUCCCGAACCCGAUAGUCGAGGUGACCGUUCUGGAGAACCAGCUGCCUGGUAGACUGGUCACCAGCGUGCUGGCCGUGGACGAGGACUUCGGCGAGUACGGUACGGUGACGUACGCGAUAAUGUCGGAGAUGAUGAAGGAGAUAUUUGACAUAAACAAGCUGACCGGCGAGAUAGUGACGCGUAAGAAGCUCGAUCGCGAGGAGCAGAAGCGCUACGAGAUACCGGUCAUAGCGACGGACGGCGGCGGUAGAUCCGGAUUCGUGAUGGUGCGAGUCAAGGUGGGCGACGAGAACGAUAACGCGCCGGUGUUCCUCCUCAGAGAGUACAAAGCGACCAUUCAGGCCAACCUGUCCGUGAAUGCACCCUUCCUAAAAGUCAGGGCACAGGACGCGGACGAGGAUGAGGCGGCCAAGAUCGUUUACUCCAUCUACGAACCGCAAGCGUCACCAGCCAGAUCUCUGUUCGGUAUAAAUUCCGAUACAGGAUCCCUUUAUUUGCAGAAGAGCGCUGUGCCGUGGGAAAAUCAAUUGUUCGAGCUGUUUAUUCGUGCGGAGGACAAGGGCACGACCACGCACCACGCCGAUGUGCCGCUAAGUAUCUACAUAAUGGGCUCCCACGAUAUCCCGCCUCUGUUCGAGCGGAAGGAAGAUAAAUUCUUUGUCAGAGAGGACUCCUCCGUCGGCACGCCGAUCACGAAACUCAAGACCGUCACAAAUAGCACUGUGACGUAUCGCAUAGUAUCCGGCGAUGAGGAUAACCCGCUCUUCACGAUCGACUCUCACGGCCAGAUCACUCUGGCGCGGCCGUUGGAUCGAGAGCAGAAAGACAGCCAUUUGAUCGGGGUCCUCGCUGAAACGGAUUCCAGCCCGCCGCUCACAGCUCUCGCCGAGAUCUCCCUUCAGGUACUGGACGAGAACGAUCACGCGCCGAAAUUCGAGAGCAAUCCGUACGCGAUCAGCUUGGCCGAAAACAUCGACGAGGGGACGUCGAUAUUGAAAGUUAUUGCGCACGAUAAGGAUCUUGGUAGUAACGGCGAGGUGCGUUACUCCUUCGGAUCCGACAUAGGGGAAUUAGCGAACGUUUUUACGGUGGACGCUUAUACCGGCUGGAUAUCGACGUUGGUACAGCUCGACAAGGAAAAACAGCCGGAAUAUAAGUUUCAGGUGGUUGCUACUGACAAUGGAAAUCCGAAACACUUCGCGAGGACGUCGGUGCACGUCAAGUUAAAGGAUUAUAACGAUAACUCGCCCGCGUUCGUCGACGAUCGUUACGAGGCCACGGUGAACGAAGACGCUUUACCGGGAACCGUUGUGGUGAAACUGGUCACCGUCGACAAAGACACAGACGUCAACACGCCGAUAGAAUUUUACAUAACGUCCGGCGAUUCUAGAUCGCAGUUUCAAAUCAGAUCUACCGGCGAGGUGUACGUGGCGAAAUCCUUGGACAGAGAGACCAUCGAUCGUUACGAGCUUCAGAUUGUUGGUACCGACGGGAAAUACGUUUUUGAGACAAAAGUGACGGUGCAAAUCCUGGAUGUCAACGAUAAUCCGCCGUAUUGUCUCAGAUAUCGUUACAGAGAGAUACUUUCCGAGGGUUCGCAUCCUGGUACCUAUGUCUUGACCGUGUUGGCCACCGACUACGACGACGAGCCGAACGCUAAGCUACGAUUUUACUUAACCGGCGACAAUAACGACAAAUUCUCGUUAGACAAAGAAACGGGUGUGUUGAAAACCGUCGGGCAGCUCGAUCGAGAGACUCAGGCCAAGUAUUCCUUGACGGCCCACGUGCAGGACCGAGACAAGCCGACCUGGGAGUGCUCGUCGCAACUAGAGAUCCUCGUUUCCGAUCUCAAUGACAACGCACCGAAAUUCACUAUGUCAACUUACAGCAGCACUUUGCCCGAGGACGUGGAGAUCGGCACGUUAGUGACGAAGGUGCACGCAACGGAUGACGAUAUCGGUAUCAAUCGGAAGAUCCGGUACGAGUUUAUCGAUUCGGCGGACGGCCACUUUCUCAUCGCGGCGGACAGUGGGAUAGUCACGCUGGCUAAAUCGCUGGACAGAGAAACGAAGGCCAUGUACAAUGUUACUAUUCAGGCGCUCGAUCAGGGCACUCCUCAACUAAUGGGGGUCGCCUCUCUCAUCGUUAACGUGCAGGACAUCAAUGACAAUCCGCCGGAAUUCGCGUCUAAAGUCUACUUCGCGAAAGUACCUGAGAUCUACGCGGUUGGCACCGAGGUGGCACGAGUGCUCGCCACUUCCAAGGACACGGGCGUGAACGCUGAUAUAUAUUACUCGAUCGUCGGUGGCAAUGAGCACAAGAAGUUCCAGAUAGACGCCAAGACGGGCGUCAUGACCAUUGCCGAACAGCUGGACUAUGAACGGGCUCGCGAUUACUUCCUCACUAUCCAGGCUAUCGACGGUGGUAUUCCGCCGCUGAGCAAUCACGCCACUGUCAAUAUCACCGUCACCGACAGCAACGACAACGCGCCGAUCUUCAGCGAGGUUUCGUACAGAGCCUUCGCGAGGGAAGAUGCGAAAAUCGGAGAGAAAGUUACACAAGUGUACGCGAACGAUUUGGAUAGCGAGGAGAACGGCAAUGUGUCGUAUUAUAUAGAACGUGGCGACAGACAGAAGCAAUUUUCCAUCGACAGAAAAACCGGGCAAAUAUUUGUCGCCGCGCCACUGGACCGAGAAGAAGUUGCAAGCUACGUGUUGGAAGUUCAUGCGCGUGACAACGGUAUACCCAUGCUCUCGAGCUUCGUGAUGGUGAACAUCGAGGUUCUGGACGCGAACGACAAUCCGCCGUUGUUCUCCAUGUCAAAUUACACGGCUGUUGUGCAGGAGGACAAGCCGCUUGGCCAUACGGUUCUGCAAUUCGUGGUCACCGACGCGGACGUCGAGCCGAACGCCGAGCCGUACACCUUUGACUUCCGUUCCGGAAACGAGGGCGACGCGUUUCGGCUAGAGCAGGACGGCACUCUGCGAACGGCGACGAAGUUCAACAACAGAGUGAAGGACAAGUACGUGCUGCACGUGCGGGUGUUCGACAACGGCAGCCCGCCGUUAUACUCGGACGCGUGGGUUGUAAUCAAGGUGAUCGAGGAGUCGCAAUAUCCGCCGGUAAUCACGCCCCUCGAAGUGAUUAUCAAUUCUUACGUGGACGAGUAUCCCGGCGGCAUUAUCGGGAAAGUCCACGCGACCGAUCAGGAUCAGUACGACACGCUUCUCUUCAGUUUGAUGCCAUCCUCGCCGAUCCCGAACAUCGAUCUCUUCCAGAUAGACAAGAUCGACGGCACAUUGGUGGCGUUGCCCAGACUCGACGUGGGCGAGUAUAAGAUAAACGUUAGCGUGACGGACGGCAAGUUCCACUCGUACUCCGUCGUGAAAGUCAACGUCGAUCUGGUGACCGACAAAAUGCUCGAGAGUUCGGUGAUCGUGAGAUUUCGGGAGGUCAGCCCGGAAGAUUUCAUGCUCAGUCAUCGCAAGGGUUUCGUCAGAACUGUUCGCAACGCGAUGAACUGCCGGCUCAAGGACAUCGUCAUUAUCAGCGUGCAACCGUCGACCGAUGAGGCGAACCUGAUCAAGUCGCGGGCGAUUCGCCAGGCGGUGCACAACGAUCUCGAUCUUUUGUUCGCCGUGAAGAAGUCGAAUCCCGCGGGUUCGGCAGGGUUCUACGCAUCAGAGAGCAUACGCGAGGCGUUAAACCAGCAUGUGGAGGAGCUGGAGGAGUCGACGAAGCUGGUUGUCGAAGAGAUCGUCCGGUUCAAGUGCAACAAAGGUUACUGCUUCUACGGCGACUGCCAAGACAAGAUCACUCUCGAUCCCACACAAAUCACGCCCGUGUCCACCGACGUGAUGAGCUUUGUGUCGCCGCGGCACAAGCACAAGAUGGAGUGCAAUUGCAAGGAAGGAUAUGCCGGCAAUCACUGCGAGGUGGUGGUCAACGAGUGCGCCAGGGAUCCCUGUCCUCUGUUCAAAGUCUGCGUGCCAGACUCCUCCAUUCAAGGAUACUCGUGUCAGUGUCCCGAGGGAUAUGCCGGACAGACCUGCGAUAUAGAUAUUUCCAAAUGCCACGACGAGUCGUGUUACAUUCCGCGAAAUCCCAUAUCAUUCAGCGGCAAGAGUUACGCGCGCUACAAGAUCGACAAGGCGCUAAUACGGCAAACGAUCGAGGACCGUCUCAGCUUGUCCUUGAGGAUCAGGACGAUGCAGCCUACCGGUAACCUCAUGUACGCGGCCGGCAAGGUGGACUACAACAUCCUGGAGAUUGUUAACGGCGUGAUUCAGUACAAAUUUGAUCUGGGUAGUGGCGAAGGAUUAGUUAGAGUGAGUAGCGUGUACGUGAGCGACGGACAAUGGCACGAGAUCCAGCUGGAGCGGGAGAGCAACAGCGCCCGACUGACCGUAGAUGGAAAACACAUCGCUCACGGCUCCGCGCCUGGUAUCAACGAUAUACUGAAUCUGCAAUCGGACGAUCUGUAUCUGGGCGCCGAGGUGAGGCAGCAUCCGUCGAUCAUCGGCUUCGAGGACGUGCAGCGCGGUUUCGUCGGCUGCAUGGACGACGUCAGGAUCGCCCGGGUAUCCGUGCCGUUGCACAUGAGCGGCGCCAGCAGCGUGGCGAUCCUCAAGCGAUUCGCCAACGUCGAGUUCAGCUGCGACACCACGACCAUCCUGGUGCCGCCGGGUGUCUGCGGCUCGCAGCCGUGCCAGAACGGCGGCACCUGCAAGGACACGGGUAGCGACAACUACGAGUGUCAGUGCCACAGCCGAUUUGCCGGUCUGGCUUGCGAGAUCGACACGGAUCCGUGCGCCUCGUCGCCCUGUCUCUACGGCGGCCGUUGCAAGCUCGUGCCGGAAGGCGGUGACUACGUCUGCGAGUGCGUCGGGCCAAGUCUCAGCGGCAAACGUUGCGAAUUCGGCAGGUACUGCAGCCCGAAUCCAUGCAAUCACGGGGGCGUGUGCGAGGAGGGCAACAACGGGCCGAUCUGUAAGUGCCAGGGCUUCACGGGCGAUCGCUGCGAGACCGACGUGAACGAGUGCGACGCGAAUCCGUGCACGAACGGCGGCACCUGCGUGAACGAGAUCGGCACGUACAGAUGCAUCUGCCCGCCGAACAUGACCGGGCUGAACUGCGGCAACCCGGCCUUCUCCACGCCCAUCAUAUCCAGCCACUUCAACAUUCCGUGGGAGCAUCUCAUGUGGAUCGGCAUCGCGGUGCUGCUCAACGUCCUGCUUAUCAUUAUAUUCAUCGCCUGUUGGCGAAUCCGGACGAAGCGAACCAGAACGCGCGCCAACAACAUCAACAACGAGACGCGCAAGCAGAUCGUCCUGAAUUCCGCGAGACCGCACGAGCACGAGUUCAAACGCAGUUCGAAACUGAGCAAUCUGGAAGUCAUACAGAGAGAACCUCCCCAAUGCCCUCCCAGACCCGCCUCCUACACCCCGAGCUCGAACAACGAGCCUGCCACGUACGGUAACUCGGCGGCGGUGGCUCUAAAUAACUUGGACACCCUGCGCAGCUACGGCAGCGCGGGCGACGAGCUAGAGAACCUCCCGCCUGAAUACCUGCGAAACCUGAAUCGCAGCACUCCCGUACCACCCUCGUCCCUGACCCUCGCUAAUCCGGUCGGCGGAAACGCAACUGGCAGCGAUACGGACAGUCUACACAAGCCCACCUGGCAAGAGCAGAUGCAGCUGGCCUCCUUCAUAACCGACAGCACCAAGAUCAAGAACGACCUGAAACGAGCGAGCCCAGUGGUACCAGAGCUGACCACUGGAGGACUUCUACUAAACUCUUCUCGACGGACGCCUCAUGCGGUUGGCUCCUCCGUCACCUCCGUCAUGUCCAUCGAGGAUGAUCCUCGCAUCGUCGGCGGGUAUCACUGGGACUGCUCAGACUGGGUCAGACCGAGUCAGAAUCCCUUGCCUAACAUCACAGAGGUACCCGGCAGCGAGGUCCCAGACUCGUCCAGCUUCCAUAGUAAUGAGAGUAAUGAGUCCAAUACUCAUCAACUGCCAAUAAUGCACGGUCCGAUAGAUCCAACGAGGGACAUCGAGACUCUAAACGAAGAUCAAGAAUCGGAAUACGUCGGCGAUUCCGAGUGCGGGACCGAGUUCUCGGAGCAGUAUCAUUGCGCGGAGACGCAACGUCUGAAUCCCCUCGACAGCGGCGGCGAGGGGGAGUACAAGUACAAAAGCUCCGAGAGCUAUCUGCGUCACCCGAACACGUACCUGCCGCAUUACAAUAUUCACACCGACACCGAGAACGAGACGAAUCCGCUCAACGGCCGUCUCAGCACCCUCGAGUCCGACGAGGAGGAAGAAGACGACGUAGUGCCUUAUGGUUUUCCGAGCACCCGCCGUAACCGAUGCCACAAGGUGAUCGAGGAGGAUGAGAUCGGCUCCGUCAUCACCACGCUCGAGGAAAGGAACUCGCUGUUGGGCGGCGCGACCAGCAAUAGCGAUCUCUCCACGAAUCUGUGCGAGAUCGACGAUUCCGAGUACGAGAUCGCGGAUCAGAAGAGCAACGGGCGCCUGUGGCUGUCGGGGAACGUCACGCAGACCUCAGUGUGACGAACGGUGGUGCCGAAGUACGCGGAUAGACCGAAGCGUGCGAGAGCGUGUUUCUCCGUGCAUCUACGAUCGAGACGCGCGGAUGUCUGUGAAUAUGCAAUUUUGUACAUAGAGUGUUAUAUCGCGCCGUAGAGAAGUAAGACAGUCUGUACAGGCAGCUAAUGUGAAGUAAGGAAGGCCCGUUUGUGCGAGCCACCGGCGUGUCCUGGACGCACGCCACCGCGCGUGUGUGUGAUGUAUACCGUCGCGGAAAAAUACAUCGCGCCUCACAAAUCUCCUCCUACACAGGUAGAGUUCAAGCAUCAGCGUACUUAAUCCUGCAAACCAUAAUCGCGAAUAGUUAUAUGCCCUACAAACUGCAAGCAGUGCGUACGUCGCGUACGUCCAUAUCGGAGUCGACGACAAAAUUUAGAGAGCUUUCGUUCUAUUUAUUUUAUUAUUAUUGGAUACACAUACGCGGUAUGAUAAAAAAAUACGGUAAAUUUUGAAAUAAAAAGAACUUAUUAUAUUAAAAGACAAAUUACAAUUAGUCCCCUUCAAAGUACUACCCCUUGCUUUUAAUACAUUGUUUUCGCUACUUGCUAAAGCAGUAUUGCCUCUUUCAUAAGUACUUUUAGUUGCGCCGUCGUGGCUGUCUCGAAUAUUGUAAUGUCUUGAAUUGAUUCAACGUUUACCUUUCAUGGUUAUUUUGAUUUCGGGGAAAAACCAGAAGUCGUUUCUUUUUAUUUCAACAUCCACCAUAUUUUUUUUACACCGCGUAUGUUUUGUUAUAAUAUAUAUAUAUAAACGGAUGUAGACUCCAAAAUAGAUUGUUAUUUUAUGGCUUGAGAGUAGAAAAACAGAUAUAUGAACAUAUAAUGUUCGUACGUUUUCUACUUUCAAACCAUGUUUCACCUCUUCUAAUUGUUAAUACGCUCUACAAAUUGUUUGAUAAUAUAAUUAUAAUUUGAAAUUAUUUGCUUGAUCAAGAAGAAAAAUACAUAAUUGUGUAUUAGGUAAACGCUUACAUACUGCACGCAUUCUCGAUAUUCAUGUUGUUUAAUUUUCGCAACAAUGAAAAUGUUUCUUUCGACUCUACCAUGUGGAUGAGAUUUAUUAGAGAGAAAAUAGAUUGCGGCAACUACGAGUACAGUAGUACACGCGUAAGAAAUUAUCUUGGAUCAUGGAAGGGUGAAUUCAUUACUCGAGAAAGGUAAAGUUAAUCACGACCGUGUCGUCAGACCAAUGACUAUUGUUUAAUGACCUAUCGUUUAAAUUUAACGUGUUAAAUCCAACAACUAUAAUUCCAGUGCAAAAGAUACAUAGGUACAUUUAUGUAUUUUUACUAUUUGCUAACUGACUUUAUUUUGGUUACGUAUAAAUGAACCGACGGACUACUUAAUAAUGCAUAUAUUAAGAAGUAGCAGAUUAGCGUGUAAGUAAAUGGACUCUAGUGAAAAAAAAAAGAACACAGCCUCCUCCGCGUUGCGGAGCAGACAUGUGCGCGACUGUGCGCGUGUGUUUAUUGCACAGGUUAAUAGUUAAAAAAUAUAUAUAUAUAUAUAAUAUUUUUACUGUGAUGAUAAUAAUGUUUAUACGAUGAUCAAAUACUAUGACUUGUAUCAUAAUAAUUGCAAUGUUAAUUACCCGACGUUUUAUAACAAAUUUAAGAAGAAAUAAGGAAGAGCGAUGGAAGGGACAACGUCCUCCUCCACGUAUACGUAAGCUAAGUCAACGUUCCGUUUAUUUAACUUUUUUUUCUCCCCCUCCCGCGCCCUCUUUUAUCUCUUUAUUCAAUCACCAUCACGACCGAUAAAUCUGCAUACAUGGUGCUACUAUUUACAUCACGCUUUAUCGUCUAUCUACUCUUUAAUAAGACUGCUCAGCGGCGCGAGGUAAUUCACCUCAUCGCGCCCUUUACCAAUCUGCCAUUCGCGUCUCAUGUAUUCUUCAUCAUAGGAACUCCAUAUAAUAUAUAAUGGAAUACUUUUUAAAAACUGCCAAUUAAUUCUUAAUGCCAUAUAAGCAAUGCAUUUCCUUCGAUUAAUUUGUAUAAAGGAGAUAGAAGUAUCGAGGAACACUUUAUUAACAUCUAAGGUUUUUUACUUCAUUGUCACUUCCAUUUAGAAUACUUUUCAUUAACGAAUAUUGUAUAGCGGCAGCUUAAUCUGGGUGAGGUAUACACGUUUUUUUAUACACGUAGAAUUUUGUUGAGAAAUUCGAUUCUAUGUUCCUGUUCUGUAAAGGAUGCCAGCUAUCCUGCUUGUGUUUGGUAGGAUACAUUAGCGAAUCAUAUUACUAAUAAUGCUAAACAGGGUGUUUUUUAUGUUGACCAAGCGCAAAAGCAUCGUCUCUCGUCCUUGUAUAAGUUAAAAUCGGCUGUGCUUCUACUUUCUGAAAUUUUAGAGGGAAUCACAUUAACGUUCAUACAAUAAAAUUUUUUAAUGAUUUUAUAUUAGAAUCGUAUAAGAGAAAGAUAAAGAAAAACAAUUGAUUCCGCCGGUUGCAGCAAAUUCGAAAAGCAAAAAACGAUAAGCGAUAUAAAAUUUCAGUCAGUAAUACGAAGCACGAAUAAAUAUUGCGUAACAUUUAGAUUAGUUUUAUUUAAACAAAAAAAAAGAAACGAUGAAGCACAUUGGUCAAAGACUGUAAAGUAGAAGAUGUGGAUGUGACAGCGGACUUUUUAUAAAUAGUAUAUGAAUCAUUCAGUGAUUUUACAAAAAUCGCAAAACCCGUCUUUUAGAAUUUCCCAACUGAAUUAAUAACACUGAAAGUGAUAAUUAUUAAUUUCUUUUAUUAUAGUUAUGUAGUACGGAAAACAUAUAUGAUCAAAAGCAUAUAAAAUGGUUUGUACAUAUAAUUUUUUCAGUGAAUUAUUUAUUGCUUUAGGCCUACUUGCGAGUUACUUUCUCCAAAAAUUAAGUAAGGAAUAAAUAAUUUUAUCGAAUAUUUAUGUGUUUUAUGUAAAAUAAUUUCAUAAAAUUAUUUAUUGCUUGCCAGUUUGAGUGUACAACUUUUAAAAUCGUGGAUUGUAAGAAAAAAAAACAUGGGAAACAUGGGUACAAUUUCUAAAUUCGCCAUAACAUCUAGCCCUGCUAAUAGAAUACAUAUCGAUAUCAUGAAAUCUUUUAAGAAAAUGAGGAACUUGACUUGUUAUUAUUGUAAGGCUAUAAUUAAUUUGUACAAGAUCAACCUAUUGUAAUAAAGAAACCAAUCUUGCCUACAA
This is a messenger RNA of Wasmannia auropunctata (little fire ant), 14167 nucleotides long. RefSeq names its product fat-like cadherin-related tumor suppressor homolog (gene kug). Gene Ontology annotation, cellular component: plasma membrane. Bases 1 to 10962 code for a protein of 3653 amino acids. Gene Ontology annotation, biological process: homophilic cell-cell adhesion. The transcript is spliced from 23 exons. Lineage: Eukaryota; Metazoa; Arthropoda; Insecta; Hymenoptera; Formicidae. Gene Ontology annotation, molecular function: calcium ion binding. The record is from RefSeq and is a predicted model, not a curated record.